AUGGAAGAUCCCAUUUACAAUUCGUUAAGACGUACGAAUGCCAAUGAGCAUGUCACUCCUGAGAGUCUUGUUCACCAGAGCAAAAUUUUAACCAAAGAGGAAGCUGAAAAUGUGGUGAAUGAAAAGAUUGCGUUCAAGCCGGUUCUGCUUGUGCCUACUAUGCCAGAUGGAAAAAGAAAACAAACCGUCGAUCGACAAAGUAGGAAAAAAAGGGCUUUGUCCUCAAAAGAAAAGCGAGAUCUCCAUCUAAAUAGAGUACCUAAGCAUUUGAAGUAUGAACAGUUUGAACCUUUACACUCCAUAUGGUGCAAUUACCUUGACGAGGCAAUUGGCAAUUCCACUGGUGAACCUCUUCUUGCUAAAAUGAUCAAAGCGGAGUUUCAUGGAUCUUACAUGCGGGUCGUUCGCUGCAAGAGUCCUUCUCGUAUUGGAAUCGAGGGGAUUUGCGUACAUGAAAGCAAGAAUAUGCUUUCUCUUGUAACGAAAAAUGAUACCGUUGUGCGAAUUCCAAAAACUGAUACUAUAAUGCAAGUGAUUGCUAAUAUGUCUAAUAGACGUUUAGUUAUAGAACUUUACGCUCAUCAUUUACUUUUUCGGGCUGGUGAUCGAUCCAAUCGACGAUAUAAAGGGAAAAACACGAUAGAUUUGUAA
Messenger RNA from Schizosaccharomyces osmophilus, 651 nucleotides. It is a transcript of the gene pop4, whose product is annotated as RNase P and RNase MRP subunit Pop4. Bases 1 to 651 code for a protein of 216 amino acids. Gene Ontology annotation, cellular component: ribonuclease P complex; ribonuclease MRP complex. Gene Ontology annotation, molecular function: ribonuclease P RNA binding. The record is from RefSeq and is a predicted model, not a curated record. Lineage: Eukaryota; Fungi; Ascomycota; Schizosaccharomycetes; Schizosaccharomycetales; Schizosaccharomycetaceae. The transcript has 2 exons. Gene Ontology annotation, biological process: tRNA 5'-leader removal; rRNA processing.